Messenger RNA from Brachypodium distachyon (stiff brome), 1603 nucleotides. Its product is annotated as salicylate carboxymethyltransferase. NCBI's taxonomy places the organism in Eukaryota, Viridiplantae, Streptophyta, Magnoliopsida, Poales, Poaceae. Gene Ontology annotation, biological process: methylation. Bases 179 to 1324 code for a protein of 381 amino acids. The record is from RefSeq and is a predicted model, not a curated record. Gene Ontology annotation, molecular function: S-adenosylmethionine-dependent methyltransferase activity. The transcript is spliced from 3 exons.
ACCACGAGGUGCGAGCACUGCAGAUGCCAAGCUAGGCAGCCAAGCCGGUCACAAAGCCAGGACAGGCAAAGCUAAGCAGUUUGGAGAGGAGACCAGCUGAUACUGUCUGAAAUCCGAAGGACCACAGGAAGAAGGCAUUAAUUCUUGAUAACCAGUCCACUACCACCAGUGACCAGCCAUGGCUUCCUCAAUGGUCCACUGCUCCGACAAGCUCCCGUUCAUGAACGUGGAGACGAUCCUCCACAUGAAAGAAGGCCUCGACGAGACCAGCUACGCGCAGAACUCUUCGCUUCAGAAGAGGGGCAUGGACACUCUGAAGAGCCUGAUCACCAACUCUGCCACGGACGUGUACCUUUCGCAGAUGCCGGAGAGGUUCACGGUGGCCGACCUCGGGUGCUCCUCGGGCCCGAACGCGCUGUGCCUGGUGGAGGACAUCAUCAGGAGCAUCGGCAAGGUAUGCCGCGGCUCGUCGACGCAGCCGCCGCCGGAGUUCUCGGUGCUCCUCAACGACCUCCCGACCAACGACUUCAACACCAUCUUCUUCAGCCUCCCGGAGUUCACCGACCGGCUCAAGUCGGCCGCCAGGUCCGACGAGUGGGGCCGGCCGAUGGUGUUCCUGUCCGGCGUCCCCGGGUCCUUCUACGGCAGGCUCUUCCCCCGGCAGAGCGUGCACUUCAUCUGCUCCUGCUCCAGCCUGCACUGGCUCUCCCAGGUCCCUCCGGGGCUCUUCGACCAGACCACGAACGCGCCGAUCAACAAGGGGAAGAUGUACAUAUCAGACACGAGCCCUUUCGCCGUCCAACUGGCCUAUUUUAGGCAGUUCCAGCGAGACUUCAGCCUGUUCCUAAAGUCGCGCGCCGCCGAGGUCCUCCCGGGCGGCAGGAUGGUUCUGGCCAUGCUGGGCCGGCAAAGCGAGAGCCGCGCCGACCGGAGGACGAACUUCCUGUGGGAGCUCCUGUCCGAGUCAUUCGCGGCACUCGUGUCAAAGGGGCUGGUUGGGCAGGACAAAGUGGACGCGUACAACGUGCCGUUCUACGCGCCGUCGCUGCGGGAGGUGGAGGAGGAAGUGCGUCGGGAAGGGUCCUUCGGAGUCGACCACGUGCAGGCGCAGGAGAUCAACCUGAGCAGCAGCGGCGACGCCAAGGAGGACGGCAGGACGGUGUCGAUGGCGAUCAGGGCCAUCCAGGAGUCCAUGCUGAGCCACCACUUCGGGCCGGACGUCGUGGACGCGCUGUUCCACGAGUACACCCAGCUCGUCACCGAGUCCAUGGAGAGGGAGGAGGUCAAGAGCGUCCAGAUUGGGGUGCUCGUCACCAGGUUGUGAGAUGAUCUGAGUCUGUCUUAGCUAGCGUGGAUUUAUUAAUGGUGCUGAUGGUUGACGCGUAGAAGGUAGCAGUGCGUGUAUAGCUUGACUCUGUUCUGUUCUUUGUUGUUGUUGUCGUCGUCGUCGUCGUCUUUGUUUUGUUGUUUCCAGUAUCAACUGGUGGAGUACUAACUAGUUUCAUGUGGCUUAACUGAUAGGAUUGGAAGAAUGAAAGCCAUAUUGGCAAGUGUAUUUCAGUUUAAAUGAAAAGCAUAUACAAUUCAAGUGAGUAUGGCUCAA